AACUAUUUCGUCUUGAAAGUUUGGACCAAUCGGAUUCUUUGUUACAAAUAUUGCGGAAGCUAAUACCAGGAAAUGGUAUAAAACUGAUAGGUAUCCUGGCUGCGCUCACAAGAACUAGCUCUUCCAACCUGAAGCAGCUGUUCAAGUCUUGGCGCAAAUCAGAGGUUGUCUUGUCUCUUUCGUUUUUUGUUGCCGUUCGUCAAUAACAGACUGCAACCAUGACGGACUGGUCAGCGGAUCCGGACUUCAAGUACCUGGCGGUGGACCGUAAUAAGUUGAUGAAAGAGCAGACCCAGCCUUUCGAUGGCAAGAAAGCUUGUUGGAUCCCCGAUGAAAAGGAAGGCUUCGCACGCGCAGAUAUUGUCUCGUCCAAAGGUGACGAAAUCACUGUUAAACUCGUCAGUACCCAGCAGAACAAAACAGUGAAGAAGGAUGACCUUCAGCAGGUGAAUCCACCCAAGUUUGAGAUGACGGAUGACAUGGCCAACAUGACAUACCUGAAUGAAGGCUCUGUGCUUAACAACUUGAGGACUAGAUAUUAUAACGGAUUCAUCUAUACAUACUCUGGUCUCUUCUGCGUCGCUGUGAACCCCUACCGUCGUCUGCCGAUUUAUCUGGACUCCAUCAUCGAAAAGUACCGUGGUAAGAGGAAGUUAGAAAUGCCACCCCAUUUGUUCUCCGUAGCUGACAACGCUUUCCAGUUCAUGUUGCAAGAUCGUGAAAACCAGUCCAUGUUGAUUACUGGUGAAUCUGGAGCUGGUAAGACUGAGAACACGAAGAAAGUAAUCAUGUACUUCGCCAAGGUGGCCGCUCAACUCCAGAAACAGACAGAGGAAGAGAAGGCAGCCGCCGCAGCCUCCAAGAAGGGUACCCUUGAAGACCAGAUUGUGCAGGCUAACCCAGUACUUGAGGCUUACGGUAACGCCAAGACAACCCGUAACAACAACUCCUCUAGAUUCGGUAAAUUUAUCCGUAUCCACUUUGGUCCUACUGGAAAAAUCGCUGGAGCCGAUAUCGAGACUUACCUACUGGAGAAGUCUCGUGUAACGUACCAGCAGUCGGCUGAGAGAAACUAUCACAUCUUCUAUCAGAUGAUGACACCUGCUUUUCCAAAAUACCAUGAGAUGUGUUUGGUGCAGCCAGAUCCAGGACUCUAUUCUUUCAUCAACCAGGGAGUACUCACUGUGGAUGGUAUUGAUGACGUUGAGGAAAUGAAACUUACCGAUGAUUCAUACGAUGUGUUAGGCUUCACCCAGGACGAGAAGAACAGCUUGUACAAGAUCACUUCCGCCAUUGUCCAUGCUGGUGAGAUGAAAUGGAAGCAGCAUCCAAGAGAAGAACAGGCGGAAGCCGAUGGCACUGCUGAGGCUGAGAAGGUUGCUUUCCUGCUUGGUGUUAACAGCGGUGAUUUGCUUAAGGGCUUCUUGAAACCAAAGAUCAAGGUCGGCACAGAAUUUGUCACCCAGGGCAGAAACAAAGACCAAGUUGUCUAUUCGGUCAGCGCCAUGGCCAAAUCUACCUACUCCCGCAUGUUUGAGUGGCUGGUCAAGAGAGUAAACUUAACCCUUGACACAAAAGCGAAGAGAAAUUACUACAUUGGUGUGUUGGAUAUUGCCGGUUUCGAAAUUUUUGACUUCAACAGUUUUGAGCAAUUGUGUAUCAACUACACCAAUGAGAGACUCCAGCAGUUCUUCAACCAUCACAUGUUCGUACUGGAACAGGAAGAAUACAAGAAGGAAGGUAUUGCUUGGGAAUUCAUUGACUUCGGUAUGGACUUACAGGCCUGCAUCGACCUUAUCGAAAAGCCCAUGGGUAUUUUGUCCAUUCUUGAGGAAGAAUGCAUGUUCCCGAAGGCUACAGACAAAACCUUUGAGGAAAAGCUUAUGAUCAACCACCUGGGCAAGACCAAGAAUUUCCAAAAACCAGUGAGGAGCCGAAAAGGAGGUGGUGCUGCCCACUUCGAGUUGGGUCAUUACGCUGGAGCGGUACCAUACAACAUCACUAACUGGCUUGAGAAGAACAAAGAUCCAAUCAACGAAACUGUUGUCGGUAUUCUCUCCGAGUCUAAGGAAGCACUUGUCGCGUCCCUGUUUGCAAUACCUUCUGGAGGCGAUGGUGCUCCAAAGAAAAAGGGUAAAUCAUCUGCUUUCCAGACAAUUUCUGCCACCCAUAGAGAAUCUCUGAACAAGCUGAUGAAGAACUUGUACACAACCCAUCCUCACUUUGUACGUUGCAUCAUUCCCAACGAGACAAAGUCCCCAGGUGUCAUCGAUGCCGCCCUUGUACUCAACCAGCUCCAGUGUAACGGUGUACUUGAAGGUAUCCGUAUCUGCAGAAAGGGCUUCCCCAGCAGAGUCCUCUACGGUGAAUUUAAACAGAGAUAUUCUAUCCUGGCUCCAAAUGCCAUUCCACAAGGAUUUGUUGAUGGCAAACAGGUCACCGAAAAGAUUUUGGAAGCGCUCCAGAUGGAUCCUGCUGAAUACAAAAUUGGUAACACCAAAGUAUUCUUCAAAGCUGGUGUAUUGGGUAUGCUUGAAGACAUGCGGGAUGAGCGUCUCUCCAAAAUUGUCUCCCUUUUCCAGGCGUGGAUCAGAGGUUACAGUAUGCGCAAACAGUAUAAGAGACUUCAGGACCAGAGAACCGGUCUGUCCCGAAUUCAGAGAAAUAUCCGUAAAUGGAUGGUGCUGAGGAACUGGCAAUGGUGGAAACUGUACACAAAGGUGAAGCCACUGCUUAGUGCCGCACGUGCAGAGGAUGAAAUGAGGCAGAUGGAAGAGGAAUUUAAGAAAUGCAAAGAAGAGCUUGCCAAGAUUGAAAAAAUAAAGAAGGAAUUAGAAGAACAAAAUGUUGAUUUAAGAAGACAAAAAGAUGACAUGUAUUUCCAACUCCAAGCUGAGCAAGACACGAUGGGCGAAUACGAAGAGAAAAUGGAAAAUUUGAUCAAGGAAAAAGCUGAAUACCAGGCCCAAAUUAAGGACCUCGAGGAGCGAUGUCUUGAUGAGGAGGAUGCUGCCGCUGAACUGCAAGCCGUCAAACAAAGAAUGGAGGAAGAGGCUCAGAAACUGAAAGCGAACAUUGAUGAUCUUGAAAGCACUCUUGCAAAGGCUGAACAAGACAAAACUACUAAAGACAAUCAAAUUAGAACACUUCAAGAUGAAAUGGCCUCUAUGGACGACAAUAUCGGCAGGUUGAACAAGGAUAAAAAGAAUUUAGAAGAGACUGUUAAGAAAACUCAAGAUGCUCUUGCUGCGGAAGAGGAUAAGGUCAACCAUCUAAACAAAGUGAAACAAAAGCUUGAAUCUGCUCUUGAUGAGCUGGAAGACAACCUAGAGCGUGAAAAGAAGGUUCGUGCUGAUGUUGAGAAGGCAAAGAGGAAGGUGGAAAUGGAUCUUAAAUCUACACAGGACGCUGUGGAGGAACUUGAACGUGUCAAAGCCGACCUUGAAGGCAAUGUCAAGAGGAAGGAGAGUGAAAUCAAAUCUCUAAACUCGAAAUUAGAGGAUGAGCAGAAUCUCGUGGCUCAACUUCAGAGAAAGAUCAAGGAACUGUUGGCGCGCAUUGAGGAACUGGAAGAAGAGUUAGAGGCUGAGAGGCAGGCCAGAGCAAAGGUCGAAAAGCAGAGAGCGGAACUCAGCCGCGAGCUCGAAGACCUCAGUGAACGUCUUGAUGAUGCUGGUGGUGCCACUGCCGCUCAGGUUGAGUUGAACAAGAAACGUGAAGCUGAACUUCUAAAGCUUCGCCGUGAUCUGGAGGAGCAGGCUCUCCAAUCUGAGUCUCAAAUUGCAUCUCUGCGCAAAAAGGCAAGUGAUGCCGCAAAUGAGAUGGCAGACCAGGUCGAUCAACUUACUAAGACUAAACAGAGGGUUGAAAAGGAGAAAAUGCAGCUUAAAAGCGAGGUUGAGGAUCUACAUGCUCAAAUCGAUCACGUCUCAAGAAACAAAGGUAUGUCCGAGAAGAUGUCCAAACAAGUCGAAGCCCAGAUUGCAGACCUCAACGCUCAACUUGAGGAAAGUCAACGCAUCAUCCAAGACCUGAAUACAUCAAAGAAUAGAAUGCUGAAUGAAAAUGCAGAUCUUACACGUCAGCUCGAAGAUGCUGAGAGCCGUUUGAACCAGUUUGGUAGAGAAAAAGCUAACUUACUGUCUCAGCUUGAAGAUGCCAAACGUAGUCUUGAAGAGGAGAGUAGGGCUCGCCAGAAACUAGCCACUGAGGCAAGAAACCUCCAAGCUGAUAUUGACGCUCUCCGUGAGCAACUCGAGGAGGAAUCCGAAGCAAAGGCUGAUAUGCAGAGACAACUUUCUAGAGCAAACGCCGAAGCUCAGUCUUGGCGCGUCAAGUACGAGAGCGAAGGCAUGGCUCGUGCUGACGAACUGGAGGAAGCUAAACGCAAGCUGCAAGCCAAACUUCAAGAAAUGGAAGCAGCCCUCGAUACAGCCAAUACAAAGAUCAAUAAUCUUGAGAAAACGAAAACAAGACUCCAGGGCGAACUCGAAGAUGCUGUUAUAAAUGUAGACAGAGCGAAUGCUACUAUCAGUCAGCUUGAAAAAAGAAACCGAUCAUUCGAUAAAACAGUUGCUGAAUGGCAAGCUAAAGUCCGCUCUCUCCAGGCUGAAUUUGAAAACGUACAGAAAGAGUCACGAAGUUAUUCAGCUGAACUCUUCCGUAUUAAGAUACAGUUGGAUGAAUCCAACGACACCAACGAAUCCCUGAAGAGAGAGAACAAGAACUUGGCAGAUGAAAUUAAUGAACUGAAUGACCAACUCGGCGAAGGUGGACGAAUGGUUCAUGAGCAUGAUAAGGCCCGUCGACGUCUAGAAAUUGAAAAGGAAGAACUUCAAGCUGCCCUUGAAGAAGCUGAGUCUUCCCUUGAACAAGAAGAGGCGAAGGUAUCACGUGCUCAGCUAGAGAUAAACACUAUUAGACAAGAAAUUGACAAACGCAUCGCUGAAAAAGAGGAAGAAUUUGAGAACACAAGACGAAAUCACCAAAGAUCUCUUGACUCGGCCAAUGCCAGUCUGGAAGCUGAAGUUAAGGGAAAACUAGAGGCUCAGAAAAUACGUAAGAAACUUGAACAAGACAUUAAUGAACUCGAAGCUUCUCUAGAUGUAAGCAAUCGCUCUAGAGCAGAUGCUGAGAAGAACGUCAAGAGAAUGCAAGAAGUGCUUAGAGAAAUGCAGUCUGCUAUUGAAGAAGAACAGCGUAAGGCCAACGAUGCUCGUGACGCAUAUGAAAUGGCAGAAAGACGUACGAACGCCGUUCAGGCUGAAUGCGAAGAAAUCCGAUCUGCACUGGAGACAGCAGAUAGAGCACGCAAGGCAGCUGAAAAUGAACUUGUUGAAACAGCAGACCGUGUAAACGAGCUCUCUGCUAGUCUUCAGAGCGCUAGUGGCCAGAAGAGAAAGCUUGAAGGUGACAUUAGCGCUAUGCAAGCUGACCUGGAUGAAAUGAGCACUGAAGUGAGAUCAGCCGAAGAGAAAGCAAAGAAGGCAGCUUUGGAUGUUCAACGCAUGACCGACGAAGUUCGUUCCGAAAAGGAGCACUCUUCAUCUAUUGAGAAAAUGCGACAUGCGCUUGAAUCACAAGUGAAAGACCUCACCCUCCGUCUUGACGAAGCAGAGGCAUCGGCUUUGAAGGGUGGAAAGAAAAUUAUUGCCAAACUCGAAUCGAGGGUGCAGCAACUGGAAGCUGAAUACGAGGCAGAACAGAGACGACAUGCAGAGACACAGAAAACUGCCCGCAAAGCUGAUCGCCGCCUCAAGGAGCUUGCCUUCCAAGUCGAUGAAGAUAGAAAGAACCAGGAAAGAUUGCAAGAGCUCAUUGAUAAACUACAAGGCAAAAUCAAGACGUACAAGCGCCAAUCUGAGGAGGCUGAAGAGGUAGCUGCUGUGAAUCUCGCGAAAUACCGCAAGGUGCACGAGGAGCUCGAGGAUGCUGAAUCACGUGCUGACACAGCUGAGAACAUGCUGCAGAAGGUUCGCGUGCAGAAUCGCAGUAUGUCAACUGUCCGCGGCAGCACUGUUAUAAGAUCCUCCGUUACGGCUUCUAGCACUGACUGAAACUUGAGCAAUGUAACUGUUUAGGAAUCCUGAUUGUAGUUUCUCCCAUUCGUCUAAUCUUUACCUCAUGUCUACACCACUUUCUCGUCGUCCGGUGGGGGUGAUGACAAUAAUUCCUGGAGUCCAUAAUUUAACCAGUUCUUUCCGUUUCCGGUGGUUGCCAUCUUGAGUUCUCCAAGUAGUACAGCAUUCGGAUUAUCUGUGAUUGACUAUUUGACAUAAUACUCCAAACGUAAAUUUAAAGUAAGAAAUAUCAAUGUAAUGAUGUCUUAUAAACAAACGAGACACUACAGAUAUUAUGCCAAGACAUUUCAAGACAACCUCAAAGACGUUUACUUUAUAUUUCUUAGUUAAAAGCAGCGUUUCAAGGGUAAAACAAAUCUUUAAAUAGAAACUGUGAUAGUUAUUAAUAUAAAUAUACAAAUGAAAUACAAAUGACAUAUCUAAUUACAAAGAUAUGUAGACAUUUUAAGACAACUAAACUCCAGCUGAUCUCUGAUGUCGCUUUAAUCAAUGGGAUCAUUAAUGAUCCCUCGCAGGACGUAAUAGUUGUAUGUUAUUAUUAGCAAAGUGCAUUGAUUUUAGUCAUUUUUGCCUUUGUUAAAUUGUUUAUUGGGAAGACAUGACAUCCAGUAGCAAUAAAGUAAAUAUUACUUACA
Mercenaria mercenaria is the source of this 6715-nucleotide messenger RNA. RefSeq names its product myosin heavy chain, striated muscle-like. The transcript is spliced from 31 exons. The record is from RefSeq and is a predicted model, not a curated record. Lineage: Eukaryota; Metazoa; Mollusca; Bivalvia; Venerida; Veneridae. The coding region runs from base 219 to 6056 and encodes 1945 amino acids. Gene Ontology annotation, molecular function: actin filament binding; cytoskeletal motor activity; ATP binding. Gene Ontology annotation, cellular component: myosin complex.